Molecule: messenger RNA, 1236 nt
Organism: Choloepus didactylus (southern two-toed sloth)
Lineage: Eukaryota; Metazoa; Chordata; Mammalia; Pilosa; Megalonychidae
Gene: GALR2
Product: galanin receptor 2
Exons: 2
Coding region: 100-1236 (378 amino acids)
Biological process (GO): negative regulation of adenylate cyclase activity; adenylate cyclase-modulating G protein-coupled receptor signaling pathway; neuropeptide signaling pathway
Cellular component (GO): membrane
Molecular function (GO): galanin receptor activity
Source: RefSeq, a predicted model, not a curated record
UGGCGCUGGACGCUGCAGCGGCCGGAGCCGCUGGAGCUCCGCGCCCACCGAGACCCAGACGGCGGCGGGCACCCCGACAGCGUCCGGCUCGGCGGCACCAUGAACGGCUCGGGGGUCCCGGGGGCCGAGGACGCGAGGGAGGCGGGUGGCGGCGGCUGGCAGCCGGAGGCAGUUAUUGUGCCCGUGCUCUUCGCGCUCAUCUUCCUCGUGGGCACCGUGGGCAACGCGCUGGUGUUGGCCGUGCUGCUGCGCGGCGGCCAGGCCGCCAGCACCACCAACCUGUUCAUUCUCAACCUGGGCGUGGCCGACCUGUGUUUCAUCGUGUGCUGCGUGCCCUUCCAGGCCACCAUCUACACCCUGGACGGCUGGGUGUUCGGCUCGCUGCUCUGCAAGGCCGUGCACUUUUUCAUCUUCCUCACCAUGCACGCCAGCAGCUUCACUCUGGCCGCCGUCUCUCUGGACAGGUAUCUGGCCAUCCGCUACCCGCUGCACUCCCGCGAGUUGCGCACACCCCGCAACGCUCUGGCGGCCAUCGCGCUCAUCUGGGGGUUGUCGCUCCUAUUCUCUGGGCCCUACCUGAGCUACUACCGCCAGUCGCGGCUGGCCAACCUGACCGUGUGCCACCCGGCGUGGAGCGCGCCUCGCCGCCGCGCCAUGGACCUCUGCACCUUCGUCUUCAGCUACCUGCUGCCAGUGCUGGUGCUCGGCCUGACCUACGUGCGCACGCUGCGCUACCUCUGGCGCGCAGUCGACCCGGUGGCCGCCGGCUCGGGCGCCCGGCGCGCCAAACGCAAGGUGACACGCAUGAUCGUCAUCGUGGCGGCGCUCUUCUGUCUCUGCUGGAUGCCCCACCACGUUAUCAUCCUCUGCGUUUGGUUCGGCCGCUUCCCACUCACGCGCGCCACUUACGCGCUGCGCAUCCUCUCGCACCUCGUCUCCUACGCCAACUCGUGCGUCAACCCCAUCGUCUACGCGCUGGUCUCCAAGCACUUCCGCAAGGGCUUCCGCAAGAUCUGCGCGGGCUUGCUGCGCCGGGCCCCGCGCCGCGCCUCGGGCCGCGUGCGCAUAUCCGCGCCAGGCACCCACAGCGGCAGCGUGCUAGAGCGCGAGUCCACCGACCCGACGCACGUGAGCGAGGCGGCCGGGCCCCCAGACCCCGCCCCGGCACCUCCCAGGGGCCCGGCCUCGAGCCCCGCCCCCCGCCCGCCCUGGCGGGCACUUAGGGGGUACGAUUAG